AUGAAGCCAAGGAUUCUCUGUCUCAGAUCUGGAAAAAUCUCGACGUUUCGCCAUCUCGCAGAACACCGAACCAAACCACACCGAGGAAUCGGCGCGCCGACCACAUCGGUUUCAAGAGCUUCGGUCCGGCUGCAGUCUCAGAAAUUGAUAAACCGUGUGAGCCCAGGCCUAGUUCAAAUGGCAGCAUGCAGAUGCAGUCCUCAAAUUCCAGGAGAGAUUUGGAUGCUAGGACCUACAUCCAUCAUCCUCCUCUUAUUUCAAGCAAGGGGCUUCGUUGAGAGUAACUGGAAAGUUACAAGAGUAUUCUGUAGAGACAGCCAUUGCCACAAUUGUGUUGAUGGAAGUGACAGCUUAAAAAUCAACAUCCAACACCUCAGGGAGCUUAGCUUUCGAGUCGGAUCCAUCUACCAGUUCAUCGGCGAGCCGCUUAUUCAACCCGAUAAUGAGGCAGUCUUGCAGGCACGUGUGGGUAGGAAUGUUGAUGGCGUUGAUCUCAAUCUCUAUUAUCAGUCUCUCCAAUUGUUGAGGCAAUUUCAGGCUCAUCAUUUGAAGAACCCAGCAACUUAA
Molecule: messenger RNA, 567 nt
Organism: Prunus armeniaca (apricot)
Lineage: Eukaryota; Viridiplantae; Streptophyta; Magnoliopsida; Rosales; Rosaceae
Source: the annotation of a GenBank genome assembly